AUGCCCCGAAUACCGCGUGUAAGGGGGCUUCAGUCCUUCCAAAUUGCUUCGGCUUCUUCAAAAACCCUCCCUCGGUUGCCGUUCUCUGCGACCCGCACCCUCUCGACAACGGCACCAGUUUGCGACCUCCGAAGCAAGCUCUGGAAGGGACCGGCUCCUGGACCAGAGGAUCCAUAUACCCAACGGCCCGAGCCUGAAGAGCCCUUAUCGAAUCUCCCGGAAGAGGCAAUUUCGAUCCCUCGACAUCCCAGAUCAGUCGCCAAAUGGCGCCUGCCUCUUCCCCCCAAGCGCACUGAAGCCACCACUGAGAAGGAAUUGGCUGCCAACGACCCUACAUAUACCCCAGCUUUGACAAUCGAAGAACUGGAGGAGAUCCCACCCUUUAACAAAUGGUGGGAUCAACCAGAACACUGGGGUAAGGAGAGCGAGUUUCGAAGUUUUGGAAAGGCUGAGAAGGAAGUUGAAAGGACCAUCAUUGAAGUACAAGUGAGACGGGCCGUGGUUGAGGUGCUGUCUCUCCAGCAGGAAAACAAGCUUGCCGAGCAGCUCGUGAAGAGGUGGCCAGAGGGUUCCAGGGAAGCCCUUGAGCAGACGUUAGCUGUAGAGAUUGUCGGUGAGGAUGGUCAAUUCUCGCUACAGGGAGAUGUUUCCUCUGUCGUGAGCCACCUGACUCAAGACGCCGCCGGCUCCAGCGAAGAGGGCUCUCCCAGUAUCACACUUGAGGAGGCUGCUGAAAUCACAAAGAAGUGGGACGCCAAGUGGAAGGAGAUCAAGGUGAACGAUGAAAUCAAGUUUGCUAUCCGCAAGCGCAUUUACCAGCUUACUGGAAAUUUGAUCCCCGACUCCAAACUUGGCGCUGCCAGAAAUGUGAGGGACGUUCUUACCACGUUGUUCCAGCAACGCAAGCCUUCUAGCCUGGCUGAUGAGCUCUUGGCCAAGCCCGAGGUAACUAAGCUCCCCAAUGUCCGGGUUCACAGCCGCAAGGUCGGCCCCAUCGACAAAGAGAUUGAGAUUGGCCGAUGGAAGAUCAUUGAGGAGGAACUCAAGAAGCGUGACUUGCCCGUCACUGGUACGGACAACCUUUCCGGAAACAAGGAGAGAGAAUGGAUGAGGGGGAAGAUGUAA
Clonostachys rhizophaga is the source of this 1125-nucleotide messenger RNA. The record is from the annotation of a GenBank genome assembly. Lineage: Eukaryota; Fungi; Ascomycota; Sordariomycetes; Hypocreales; Bionectriaceae.